UAUAUUUCAUCAAUGUCGUUGUCUUCUAUACCAAACACUGGUGUUGCCAUCACCAACCCUCUCGUACUAUACCGCGCCCUGCUUGCAACGAACCGUAUAACUCAAGAUCCAGCCCAACAUAGACUUGACUAUGAGCCUACUGUCGAGUACAAGCACAGACUCGAUCAGAUAACCCGCGCUGUGGGCCCUUCAGUAAACACCAAUGUAGAACCAGAUCCACAGAAACGAGGAGUCUGGCAAAGCCUCCUUGCUCAANAAGAGAAACGAGACAGUCUAGCUCUGACCAAAGUCUUGACUAGCCAUGAAGCCGCCAUGAACCUCGACUCGCCUAGAGGCCUCAUGCUGCAUGGCGAAGUAGGCACAGGCAAAAGUAUGCUCAUCGAUCUCUUCGCCGAUUGUUUGCCGAACAGGAAGAAGGCUCGCUGGCACUUUAACACUUUCAUGCUGGACACGUUUGCCAAAUUGGAGCUGCUAAGACGAAAUCGUUUGACCAGAUUACCUCAAGCGGCUGGUGCUGAGGUGGAAGAGCAUUCGCUACUCUGGCUCGCUCGUGAUAUGAUCAACACUUCUCCCAUCCUCUUCCUUGAUGAGUUCCAACUACCGGAUAGGGCUGCCUCAAAGAUCAUGACAAACUUGAUGACUUCCUUCUUCCAACUUGGUGGUGUGCUCAUCGCAACAAGCAACCGGAUGCCUGAGGAAUUGCACAAAGCCGCUGGAUUGGCAUUUCCACCACCUUCGCGCUUGCAAUCUCUGACUCAAAGACUGGGAAUGGGACGAGCUACGAAGGGCAAGAGUGAAAAUAUGUUUGCUGGUCAAGGUGAAUUUGCCGGCUUUCUCGAGGUUCUCAAGGCUCGUUGCGAGAUCUGGGAGAUGAGCAGUGGCAAAGAUUAUCGCAGAUAUGAGGCCAGCUCUCAAGCUCCUCCACCAAUCGCGGAAGAAGAUCGAUUCGAGGAUAUCACAGAUGCGGAAGCGUUCGAAAGCGACUCUGCUGUAUCAGGUAUUCCAGAGGAAGCCUCAAAGCAAGAGCCAGAGACACAACCCAAUGCUACAAGAGCCCCCACCUACUUCUUGAUAGUGCCAGGCCCUGAAGCUUCAGAAGAAGAACAAACAGCCUUCCAGACCAAAGUCUCAGAAGCCGAACAAACGCUUCUAGGCUCAGCAGCUUCUUCGAUCGACUGGACACCGUCCAGCAUACGCGUCUAUGGCCGUAAAAUCCCCAUACCACGUUCUCACAACGGCAUAUCCUCUUGGACAUUCUCCGAACUCUGUGCUUCCAACCUCGGACCUGCAGACUACAUAACCCUUGCCUCGACCUACCACACCAUCAUCCUCUCUGACGUACCCAUACUCUCUCUUCUUCAAAAGAACGAAGCCCGUCGCUUCAUCACUCUGCUCGACGCCCUCUACGAAGCCCGCUGCAAACUCCUCAUCACCCACGCCUCCGCGGGUCCCGACGAGAUCUUUNUCCCAGAGAAGAGCACUGCCGAAGGAUUAAACCAAGACGCCGUCUACGCCGAGACCUUUGCAGAAGCCUAUCAAGACGCCACCGCCCCCUUCCGCCCCAACAUCCUUUCUUCCAAUCCCGAUUAUGCCGAACCCUCUGCACAGCCAGAGCCAGACUACACUCAUUCACGCUUUGAAAACCUGCUCGCUGCAGACUCGCUAGAAGAUGAUCCUCCAAACCGUAUCCGCCGACUCUCAGAGCAGCAGGGUGACCGCGGUCCCGUUGACCCAGACGACGAUUUCAGAAUGCGUGGAUUGAGGCAAGGUAACUCGCCAGACUUCAGCAACGUCAAGAGUUUCACAGGCGAGGACGAACGCUUUGCUUAUCGCCGCGCACAAUCCAGACUUUGGGAGAUGUGUGGUAGGAAAUGGUGGGAGCGAGUGGAAGAAGGUUGGCAUAAACCUUUGCCAGUGUCUAUUCGCUCGUGGGAGAACCCCUCUUCCCCCACUUCCCCUUCUUCAGCAUCUGCUGUGUUCACGCAGGCAGAAGCCAAUGAUGCUAGAAUGGGAUCUUCAAGGGGUGUCGAUGAAGUCAACGAUGAAGUCAUGUUUAGACAUGGCGCAAGUCCUUUCAGAAGGUCUGAAGAACCACCACCAAAGUUUUCUUGGACACAUGUUUGGGGCACUGUCAAGUGGGGGAAGAAGGCAGGUGCUUGGGGCCAAGGUGUUGAUGGAUUGAAGGAUAGGAAGAAGUAA
Messenger RNA from Aureobasidium musti, 2199 nucleotides. NCBI's taxonomy places the organism in Eukaryota, Fungi, Ascomycota, Dothideomycetes, Dothideales, Saccotheciaceae. The record is from the annotation of a GenBank genome assembly.